AUGGGCCAACCAGUUCUUGAGUCUAGUACACUCCUGAACGCGCAAAUUGGUUUCUUGAGGACACACCUUGCCUUGAUUCACAUCCCGCCUUCUGCAUUCCCCCUAUUCCUACAGCCAAUUCUGACACUACUACUACACAACAAUCAACGAGACGAAGAUGGCCAAGUCAUUCAGCCUAACAAAUACUGGAACCACUGGUCUCCAUUCGUUAACGUAUCAAUCACACCAAACGAGUGCUCGAUUGUCUGCCCACGAAAGGAUGCCGAUGCUCUCUUUGCUCCUUUGAUACGCGGACUCAGUGUGCAACUUCAACAGUCAGUCUCCAUUAGCGAGGAAGACUUUAUAUCUAUCAAURUCGCUGGCGAGGGCCUGGAAGCUGGACAACGAGUUCUAGACCUGACCAGCCCUCUUGCACUAGCUGGUAUUCCGAUCUUCUUCAUCACAAGCUACUUUUCAGACUUCAUACUAGUCCCUUUGAGUGCAAGACCGAGAGUGAUAAAAGCCUUGGAAGAACGAGGCUUUGUUUUCGAAGCAUUGGACGAUGAUGGGGAGGCAGGCCAGAUGUGGAAUCCGGCGUCUCCAUUCAUAAAUCCCAGCCAUCAACGUCCUGGAUCCGCAUCAUCAUUCGACUUUCACGUCAAACCUGGAACUCCGCCUCCAACCAGUGUAUCUGAACUACAAACCAAGACGUUCAAGCUACUUUCCCGCAAUAAUAUUGUGCCGCAUGUCGAUCGAUCCAUCGAGCUGGUGACUUGUGCAGGGAUAAAGGAUACCACACCCUGCUCAGCCGAAAUCCACUUCAUUGAGGGAAAACUCCAACUCGGCAUGACAAGGUUGCUGACCAGCGUGCCGGCUCCAAGGUUCUUCUCAGUGACAUUGACCGACACCGAGUCUGCAUCAUUCACCAUGGAGAGGCGACUACUGGACUACUUCCCGGAUGGAGGCGAAGAUCUUCUACUUGGUGCAGAGAGUCCAGGACAAGUGCCCAUAACCUUGGACCUGAAGGACUUGCCGCUUGAGAGCACGGGAAUAGUAUGCGGUGUCUCUAGCCGCUUGACUGAUGGGAUGAGAGGGCGCAUUGGAGAGGACAUGUUUAAUAUGUCAUAUUUGAGCACUUCCAAGGCUGGACAUGUCAUUGUAUAUGAAGAUGAGUUGGAUGAGGUUCUCGAGGCGUUGGAAGGCGCGCAGAUGCAUGGAUGUGAAUGA
Ramularia collo-cygni is the source of this 1206-nucleotide messenger RNA. RefSeq lists its product as uncharacterized. Gene Ontology annotation, biological process: cellular response to L-arginine; regulation of intracellular signal transduction. The transcript has 2 exons. Gene Ontology annotation, cellular component: cytosol. NCBI's taxonomy places the organism in Eukaryota, Fungi, Ascomycota, Dothideomycetes, Mycosphaerellales, Mycosphaerellaceae. The record is from RefSeq and is a predicted model, not a curated record. Bases 1 to 1206 code for a protein of 401 amino acids.